Molecule: messenger RNA, 2292 nt
Organism: Eremothecium gossypii ATCC 10895
Lineage: Eukaryota; Fungi; Ascomycota; Saccharomycetes; Saccharomycetales; Saccharomycetaceae
Gene: HCA4
Product: RNA-dependent ATPase HCA4
Exons: 1
Coding region: 1-2292 (763 amino acids)
Biological process (GO): rRNA processing
Cellular component (GO): nucleus
Molecular function (GO): ATP binding; RNA helicase activity; nucleic acid binding
Source: RefSeq, marked provisional
AUGGCAAAAAAGCAUAGAUUGACAACUGUAAAGCGGAAAGAGCUUCGUCAGAAAGAGUCUGAAGCUCUGAAGCAGUUGCAGGAGAGAAUUAAGGAUUACGACGCCAAAACAUGCAGAGCGGUAACUUUCCAGGAUCUCCCCAUAAGCAGCGGGACAGUAAAGGGUCUAAAGGAGGCAGCGUAUAUCAAGAUGACGGAUAUCCAGCGAGCAGCGAUCCCAGUAGCUCUCAAGGGCCAUGACGUCUUAGGAGCGGCUAAGACAGGGUCCGGCAAGACGCUUGCGUUUCUUGUGCCAGUCCUCGAGAAGUUAUACCACGAGAGAUGGACCGAGCUAGAUGGCUUGGGAGCUCUGGUUAUCUCGCCGACUAGAGAGCUAGCCAUGCAGAUCUACGAAGUACUCGUUAAAAUAGGGAAGUAUAUGAGCUUUUCGGCAGGGCUGGUUAUCGGCGGGAAGGACGUAAAGUUUGAGAUGGAACGUGUCUCAAAAAUAAACAUCCUUAUCGGUACCCCUGGCAGACUUUUGCAGCACAUGGACCAGUCGGUAGGUUUGAACACUUCCAACCUGCAAAUUCUGGUGUUGGAUGAGGCGGAUAGGUGUCUCGACAUGGGGUUUAAAAAAGCACUAGACGCCAUCGUAUCAAAUCUGCCUCCGUCGAGACAAACACUACUAUUCUCUGCCACCCAGUCACAGUCGCUUGCUGACCUGGCGCGGUUAUCUCUUGCUGACUAUAAGACUGUCGGCACGAUGGAUGGCCCAUCUUCUAAGAACAAGCCUGCGACACCAGAGAAUUUGGAGCAAUUCUACAUUCAGGUCGCUCUUCCAGAUAAACUCGAUAUACUUUUCAGUUUCAUCAAGUCGCAUUUGAAAUCCAAAAUGAUUGUCUUUCUGUCGUCUUCAAAACAGGUACACUUUGUCUACGAGACGUUUCGGAAAAUGCAACCUGGUAUUUCCCUAAUGCAUCUCCACGGUAGGCAAAAACAAACUGCAAGGACCGAAACACUCGACAAGUUUAGCAGGGCGCAGCACGUCUGCUUAUUCUCUACAGAUGUUGUCGCGAGGGGCAUUGACUUCCCUUCCGUCGAUUGGGUCAUUCAAACUGAUUGCCCAGAAGAUGUUGACACAUAUAUCCAUAGGGCUGGUAGAUCUGCGCGGUAUGGAAAGACUGGAAAAUCGCUUCUAAUGCUAACACCGCAGGAGGAGGACGCAUUUCUGGCGAGACUGAAAGGCAAGUUGAUAGAGCCAAGUAAGUUAAACAUCAAGCAGUCCAAGCGCAAAUCAAUAAAACCUCAGCUUCAGUCACUCCUAUUCAAAGACCCAGAACUAAAAUACCUCGCCCAAAAAGCUUUCAUCUCCUAUGUGAGAUCCAUCUACAUACAGAAGGAUACUGAAGUAUUCAAGUUUAACGAACUCCCAUUGGAGGAGUUUGCGGCUUCCUUGGGUUUACCGGGUGCUCCACAAGUUAAAAUUAAGGGGAAGAAGAGCAUUGAGAAGGCCAAAGAGCUCAAAAACACCUCCAGGCAGCUUCUCCUGUUGGCGAAGGCUAACGACGACGGCGAAGUCGAUAGUAAAGAAAAGACAGUACGUACGAAGUACGACAAAAUGUUCGGCAGGAAGAACCAGACUGUGCUCAGCGAGCACUAUAUGAACAUUACCAAAACAGGUGCUGCAGACGACGAUGCAGGUGAUUUCAUGACAAUCAAACGUACAGACCACGAGCUCAACGAAAAUGAUCUCCCUCAGCUCACGCUUCCUACCUCGAAGCGUGGACAGAAGAAAGCUCUCUCUAAGAAAGCAUCCUUGUCCAGCAAAGGCAACCCUACGAAGUUCAAAUUUGACGCAGACGGCGUACCACACCCUAUUUAUGAACUCGAAGGAGAAGAGGAGUUCCACAAGAAGGGUGAUGUCGACACUCAGGUGAAAGAGUUCCUCUCGAAGGAGACAGAGUAUAUGGCUCGUGCUGAUACCGAAGACAAGCAGCUCGUGAAGGAGAAGAGACAGGAAAAGAAGCGCAAACGUCUCGAGGCCAUGCGGCGCGAGAUGGAGGCUCUUCAGGACGACGAUGAUGAAUACGAUGCACCUACGGUCGCCUAUGUUGGCACGGGUAAUCUAAGUGACGACAUGGCGUCCGGCGACGAACCUGAUUUUGCGCCAGCGUCCCCUCCGCCACGCAAGAAGCUAAAGGGUCGCUACAGCGAAUCUGCUGAGUCCCCAGAUACAGGUGUUAUGGAGGUGGAAGAACCAGACACUCUAGAAGACCUUGAGUCGCUGACUGCCCGCCUAAUUAGCGGUUAA